Musca domestica (house fly) is the source of this 24572-nucleotide messenger RNA. RefSeq lists its product as uncharacterized. The record is from RefSeq and is a predicted model, not a curated record. Lineage: Eukaryota; Metazoa; Arthropoda; Insecta; Diptera; Muscidae. Gene Ontology annotation, molecular function: ATP binding; protein binding; ATP-dependent chromatin remodeler activity.
UAUACAACCCUGUUUUGGCUUUUAAAAUGGAGGUCUUUGAUGUUGUGCGUACAUUAAUCUUUAAGUGAUGAGUACAAAAAAAUUGCAAAAACGUAACUAAAAGUAAAAAUUGCUGUAAAAUUAUUGAAAAAUUCUCAAGUAUUGAACAAAAGCAAUAGAAUGAUGUUGAAAUGAAGUGAAUUGUUGGAAAAUUUGUGAAGGAAAAUGCCUUUGAAAGUUUGGGAAAAUACAUGAAGGAAAAAAUUUUAAGAAGAAAUUGAUGAAGAAAAAAAAAAAGAUUAUUAGCACCAGCGGCGGCAGUGGCAGCAACAACAAUACAAAAAAAAAACGGACAAUAACGACGUCGUCUCUAAGUGUAUUAACGAAUGCCGCAUCGCAUACGACAAUUAUAUUUGCCCACGAAUAAAACGCGACGACGACGAUAUGGCUCUUAUAUGUGUAUACAGUGAUUCGAUGAUUUUUUGUGUUGUUUAAUUGGGCUUGAGCAAAUGAUGAUGGAAAAGAAAUUAAAAAAGAUAUAAUUACACGAAGCGGUUGGUGUGUGCUUUUUUUUGCAAUAAUAUACAUACUUGAAAUCAGUACCAAAGGAAAAAAGAAGAUGAAAAAGAAUUCUGUGAACAAAUUACACAAAAAAUGUCUCAUUACUGAAAAAGACAACAUGUCGUUGUACUCCAUUUGUUAAUUUAAAACAAUAUAACUAAAAGUAAAAUUGUUUAAAUUAACCAAAAAAAAACUCAAGUUAUAAAAGAAAUUAAACUAACAACAACAAAUAGACAAAACAAUAUUUGUAGAUUUUAAAUACAACAACAAACAACUAAGAAAAAAGUGUAGGACUUUAAAACAAUCAUCAACAACAACAACACGAACAACAAACCCAACAAGCAAGUGACAACCUACAACAACUUCAAUUCCAAAAAAGAAACUUCAAGUGGACUCCUUCAUCAUUUUCGAAAGGGAGUUGUGUGCGUCUCUAUUUGCCUAUUUGCAAUUCAUUGGCAUUCGCACCAUCCAACAGCCCCACCCCACCCCCAACAAUUUGCAAAAUCAAUAUAAAUAUUUUAUUGAGUGGCAAUUUCAUAAUUUAUUUAUCUCCAAACUAUAUAUAUUUUUUAAUGUGUCCUGUGCUGUUUCGUUCCGUUCGUUCGUUUUAAUUGCAAACUCCUCGUUUAAGCUCCAACGACGCUCGCUCCUCCUCCCAACAAUUCCAAAACAAAAAUCCAAACUUUUGAAAAAAUGUAUUUCUAAAAACACAACAAACGACAAGGAUUUUCAGUUCCUUUAGAAGCAACCAACUCAACUUCCUCUCCCCCCGACUCAGCACGUCGAGUCAAUCCCACGUCCAUCGAAUUUGGAAGACGUUUUGGAAAACAUCUACAUUUGGAGAAAAGAUAUUUUUCAAAAUAGCAAGCAGAGAGACAACAUUUUAAUCUUUUUUGUGUGUGUCUACAACUGAUGGAUGGCAAUGCCCAAAAUAUGUUUCACGGCAAUCAUCAAGGAGAUCCCUAUUACCGCUAUGAUCCAGCCGCUGCCGCAGCAGCUGCGGCUGCAGCAUCUCCACGGGCCAUGGGACCACCCGGUGGCUAUCCCCGGCACAGAGGCCCACAUCCAUUACAGCAACAGCCUCAGUACCCCACUUAUCAGCCAACGGCGGACAACAUCUAUGGCCUAAGUGCCGCCGAUCAACAUGCCGGCAUGGGUAUGGGUGAUUUAAGCGGUUGGGGUGCCGGACCCACCGUACCCGGCCAGGCAGGUGCCUAUCCAGGUGCCACAUUAGGAGCUUAUGGUCAUCCCCAGGCGGGGCCACCGACACAACAAAGGCAGUCAUCAUCACAGCCAAGCUAUCGUCAACACAUGCCCGCCUAUGGCCAACAGGAUCAAUCAAAAUUACCCUAUGGCUCACAGCAGGGUAUGAUGAGCAGUCUACUGCAACAGCCUGGACCAAAUGUUGGACCUGCUGGCGGCUAUGGUGCCCUAACACAACAACAACCACAGCAGCAACAAGCACCUACGCCCCAACAGCAACAACAACAACAGCAGCAGCAGCAACAACAGAGCCAGCAAUCACGCCUGCCCCCACAACACUAUCCCCAAGCUCCCAGCCAACACCCCCUCUACUCGACCACACCCACACAACCGGGACCGGGACCUGGUGUGCCCGCCGGAUCGAGUGUAACGGGCGCUCCACAAGGCUAUGGUGUCCCCUAUGGGGCACCCUUGCAGCAUCAAACCAGUCGAUCGGCGCCCCAGCAUGUGGGCUAUGGUCAUGCUGGUCUUGAUCAGCCAAGUCCAUAUGGGCAACAUGUGCCAGGUGGAGCAGCAGCACCUGGUGGCGUUGUCCCCAGUCAUCAUUUAAGUGCCCAGCAACAGGCUGGCCAAUUGAGUUCGCAUAUGGUGGGUGGUCCAGGACCACAACAACAACAACAGCAGCAGCAACAGCCACCACCUAGUAUGCAACAGCAACAACAUGGAGUACCUCCGGGUUUAGGUACACCACAGCAGCAGCAACAACAACAACAGCAGCAAAGUACAGCCCAUUUGCUGCAAAGCCAGCAAGGCCAACAACAACAACAACCACAGCAGCAAACACAAAACCAUGUUGGCCUCAUGCAGGCCACGGGUCAGCAUCAACAACUGCCGCCACCCCAUAUGGGAGUGGUGCCACCAUCAUAUGCUGGCCUACACCAACAACAAAGCCAACAGCCUCCACCCCAACAACAGCAGCCGGUGGGAGGAGCACCUUCCUACAUGACAUCGGCGGGAAAACAUCAGGCCACAGCUUCGCCCCAAUAUCGGGCGCCAUUCCCGCAACUUUCACCACAAAUGUCACCCAGGCCACCGACCAUGUCACCCCACCCACAAAUGUCUCCAAGACCAGGUAUGUCGCCAGCGAAACCACCUUCCAGUCAACAGCAGCAGCAGCAACAACAACAGGGACCUUCGCCUCAAACGCAACAGCAGCAGCAGUCUAGUGUGAAUUCACCCAGUACCCAACAGCAACAACAACAGCAGCAGCAAAACACACAUCAUAGCAUAUCGGGUAUGGUGGGUUUAUCUUCACCCAGGCAACCAACAACGGCCGGAGGUGGUCCACCAAGUUCCAAGACGGGAGGUUCCACACCUGUCAAUACCUUACAGGCUUUGGAGCAGAUGGUAAUGCCGGGUCAGGGCUUAUCGGCCGGUGGACCAAUGGAUUAUCCCUCAGCCUAUAGGCAGGCAGCGGCGGCAGCUCAACAUGGUCCGAUGGGACCACGUAUGCCUGUGUCGCCUCAACACCAACAAUGGUCGGCCCACCUGAAUAUGCAACAAAGUCAGCAGGCGCCACCAAAUCCCAUGAGUGUGGGUCAGAUGACCGCUCCACCACAAAUGCCCCAUCCACAACAGCAGCAGCAACAACAUCAACAACAAAUGGGUAUGUAUGGAGCGCCACCGCCGCAGCCAACACAUCAUCAGCAGCAACUGCAGCAGCAGCAACAACAGCAGGCUCCUGCGCCUUCACAGCAAACUGGAGGUCAGACACCCACCCCUCAUGGCAUUGGUCAGCUGACAACACCUGUCUCCCAAGCCCAACAGCAACAACAGCAGCAAUCAACACCUCCUCAUACUCAACCCCAUUCACAUCAACAACAACAACAGCAGCAGCAUCAGCAACAACAACAACACCAACAACAUCAACAGCAACAUUUGACCGAACAAUUGCAGCAUUCCAUCAAUGAUAUUGUGGGCAAUACUUCAUCCUCAAAUUCCCAACAACAGCAACAAUCACAUGCUGCAUCCUCUAUGUCUCCCAUGCAUCAUCAGCAGACAGCCGGAGGAAGUAUGACUUUGCAUCACAUGACCACACCAGGACAUCAUCAAAUGGGUCCAGGUGAUCAGAUGCAUCAGUCAUCUCCAUCAAUACAGCCUAGGGGUGUUGAGCCAUCGCAUCACCCGCAACAGCAACAGCAGCCUGCACCUGGAUCUUUACAACCACCAUCGAAUCAAAUGCAGCAGCAACAGCAACAGCAAAAACAACAAAGUCCCCACCAUCAGCAGGCGCACCAGCAAAGGAGUCCCCAUCAGGCGACGCCACAGCAUCAACAGCAACAACAGCCUUCUCCUAUGCAUCCCACACAGCAACAACAGCCUUCACCAAUGCAUCCAACACAGCACCAACAACAAACGACGGGUUAUCAACAACCUCCGCCACAACAGCAGCAGCAGCAGCAACCGCAAACCCAACAUGUUCCUUCACCCCAGCUACAACAUACAGCAUCUCAACCACCCCAAUAUAACCCCCAGGAUCCGUUCUCCUCAAUGUUACAACCUCAACAACAACAACAACAGCAGCAGCAACAGGAGACCACAGUGUCUGCCGUAUCCACAGCUCCUUCUAUUGCUCAAGCAGCACCACAACAACAUCAGCAAUCCACAAUGUCUCCAGCUCAUGUGUCUUCUCCAGUGCCUACUUCGGCACUUGGAGCGUCUGCAAAUAAUCAACAACAACAGCAGCAGCAUCAACAACAACCUUCAACACCCUCCACCCCAACGCAACAUCAUUUGAUCAGUGGUAUACUCAAUGAAACUGCCAAUUCCAACGACUCGUCCACCCUAGCAGUGGCGGCCAAUGAUAGCAACAAUAGCAGCAGUAAUUCAUCCACCAACAGUACGGUCAACAAUCAUCCCACAUCGAUACAUGACAGUAACUCCCAAAGUUCCAUAAAUAGCAGUCAUAAUGUUCCGACCCUAGCGGCAAUGGACAAUAGCAGUAAUGGUGGCGGUGGAUUAUUGAAUUCGAAUUCAAAUUCUGCCACAGCCAUGGGCGGAGCAGGAGGGACAGCAGGAAGUCUGGGUGCUACGGCGGGCAACAACAGCAGCAGUGGGCCCUCUGUUGGUGGUGGUGGUAUUUUAGAAAGCGCUGGCGCAAGUAUUUUCGACAACAAUUCCAUGUCUUCAAAUAGUGGAGUUGCCAAUGUGACGGGGGUUCCAUCAUCCACGCCAGCACCAGCUGCUCUAUUGGAUAGUAAUUCCCAAAGUUCAUUUAUGGGAGCUAUGGCAGCGGUACAACAACACGACAAACCACCGGAGGAACUGAUGGCCCCGGAGAAACCAAACAAUGAAAUUCCACCUCCCACCACCGGGGAUCUGCGCAAAGAAGAGGAGAUUUCCCGAAGUAUAAGUGGUGGUGAAGAGACCAGUAACAGUGGUAAUCAGGACAGCGUCAAAGAGGGAUUACAAGAAGCUGAUACAAUUGGCUCCAAGCCCAGCGAAUCGCUGACAGAAGAUAAAUUGGAGUCACAAAAAGCAUUGGAAUCUAAAGCUAGCCCUGAAAUUACUUCCCAAACCACACCGGUGGUUAACACAACACCCAUGGAAUCAAAGCCAACACCUGUUGGUAUGGGCAACCAAACAUCGGGCAUAACUACAGGUGUAACAACUCUUCCACCGCAUACCACAGCCUCUGGUCAUCCCGUUAUGCCGCCAAUGACAACAGCUCCACCACCAACUGCCAGUAUAACAGCCACAAAUACCGGCAUGACAACCUUACCAGGCUACGAUGGAAGUGGUGUUGUUCCAGGUCAGCAGCCACAGCUAACGCCACUUGGAAUGCCACCACCACCACAUCCAAUGAUGCCACCAUAUCCACCACCCCCACCGCCUCAAGGUGGCCACAUGGGCUAUACAACACCCAUGCCCUAUCAUCAUCCGCCACCAAUGUUACAUCAACAGGAAAUUGCCGCACUGCAACAACAACUCCAAGAGCUCUAUUGUAUGCCACCGCAGCAUGAUCAGCAAGAGAAAAUCAUGAGGAUUCAGGAGCGUAUAAAUAUGGUGCAACAACAUGAGAUCAAUGAUCAGUGCGUCGGUGGCCCCCAAUGUUUGUUCUAUCAGUCGAUGCCACCACAAAUCUUUGGAGGACCCACUCCCAUAAUGCAACAACAAAUGAUUGAAUCGCCACAGGUGUCCAGCACCACGGGCAGGGGACGCGGCAAGGGAACGAACAAGCCACGUAAGCCCCGGGUCAAAAAGGGUGAUAAGGCGGCGGCCGCUGCUGGCGUUGGUACUCCCAAUAGCAGUGAGCUAAUGGAUAUAAGCGGAAAUGUGGUAACACAAAUGACCACAAUUCCACCCAAUCAGUUGCCAGUCUCCGAAGAUUGUGUCACCCAAGGAGCUGGUGAUAACUCAGUUGUGGGUAUGACCGAAUACAAUGAAGGAGAGGGUGGGGAACAUUCUCAAGAUGUUCACUCAGCCAAUGAAUUGGACACUUCCACAGAUGCUGGUGGCAAGAAAAAGAAGCCACGUAAGCCGAGGACUCCCAAAGACCCCAACAAACCUCCCCGCGAAAGGACACCCAAGGCCAAGAAGUUAAAGGAAGGCCAAGAGGGUGCCGAUGGAACACCAGCUGCGGUGCGUAAGCGCAACGGCAGUGCGGCACGUAAAAAGAAAUUGUCCGAUGGAGGUAUAGAGGGUGAAGGAGGAGUUCCUGCAGCAGAUGGCAGUGAAAAUGAAGAUAACAAGCCAUUGGUUGAGAAGUCAUCUACCGGGGAAAAUCCCAGUGCGGAAACCUCUGAAGAACAGGAUUCUGAAAAUAAGCCGGAAACUACAACCUCAGAUGAGGCUAAACCCAGUACAUUGGAUGGCAGUGAACCCCAAGAUUAUGAUGAUAUACCAGUUUCCAAGAUACCCAAGGGUGAGGGAGCCGAUACCGCCGGAAAUGCCGAAGUGGGUGAUGAAACCGUGGACAGCAUACCAGAUUCGGCCGGAGAUACAACAGCUACUCCUACACGAGCUAAAAAGAAACGACGUGGAGGUCGUGGCGGCGGCGGUGGAGGAGGCACCGGUGAUGAGGGUGAGGGUGGCAGUAGCGGCAGACCAAGACGUAGCCGUGGUGGUAAUCUAUCAGCUCGGGCUUUGAAAAAGCGUCGAAAUCGUGGACGCAUUGUACCCGAAUCCGAUGGUGAGGAUGAUAACUUAGAUAGAACACCACCACCCUCGCCACCACCAGAAUCUGAGUUGGAUACCAAUAAACGGCGUUCAUCUAGAAAUACCCAACGUAAGAAGUAUAUCGAUGAUGUUAUGCUAAGAUUUUCCGAUGAAGAGACUGAAUCCCUGUUGGGAACAUCACCAUUGAAAAAAGAUAAAAAGUCAGGAGCAGCUGCUGCCGCUGUGGCCUCUACAUCAGCUGCCGCAGCGGUGAGCAGUAAUUCCAGCGAUGGAGAAAAUGCACUGCAACAGGCGGCCAGUAGCUCGGCAGCUGGUGGAGACAGUAACCAGGAACAACCUACCACCACAGAUGAAAAGUCCAAUUUAGCCGAAGAUAUGCAAGUGGGUAGUGGGGGAGGAGCUGAGGCUACAUCUAGCACAACCACCCCCUCGAUACUCAAUGAAAAAUCCGAAAAAUCACAAGAGGCCACCGUGGCGCCCACAGCUUCGGCCAAACCCAAUUAUGUUUAUAUCAAUACCGGAGAUGAGGAUAGUAUGGUGGUUCAAUAUGUCUUGGCUGUGAGAAUGGGUAAACGAGAACUUUUGCCAGAUCCUCCCACACCAGAACCACCAAAACCGGAAGAGGAAAAGGAGCCAGCAGCGGAAGAAGAGAUCAAAAAAGAAGGAGAUGAGGAUGCUGAAAAGAAAGAUGAAACUGCCACAGCAGAUGAAGAAAGUGGUGAGAAGAAAGAAACUAAAGAAGAAGGAAAGGAUGAAGAAAAGUCAGCUGAGGAUAAAUCCCAGGCUGAAGACAAAGAAGCCGUUGCAUCCAAAGAGAGUGAUGAAAUCAAGACUGAGGGAGAAGUAGAAAAAAUGGAUACCAGCACAACAGAAGAAGUAAAGGAUGAAGAAAAGAAGGAGGAUGAAUCGAAGAUGGCUGAAGUGGUGGAAGCCAGUGAAUCUAAGAAGGAAACUGACGAAACUCCAAAGGAAGAAAAGGAGGAGGAAAAGAAAGAGAAGGAGGUGGAUGAUGAGAAAACUACCACAGAAUCAAUGGAGGUUGAUGAGGAGAAUGAGUCUCCCAAAUCACCCAAAGAAAAGGAGGUGGCAGAAGAAAAAGAAGAGAAAGAAAGUGAUAAAAAAGACGAAAAGGAGGAAGAGAAAUCUGAAGAAAAGAAAGAAGAGAAAACAGAAGCCAUGGAAGUUGAAGAAUCGGCAGAAAAACCAGAUGAAGAAAAGACCGCCAAAACCGAUGACGAAACUAAGGAGCCAAGCUCCGAAGAUCAAAAACCAGCCACAGAAGAUGAUAAAAAAGAUGACGUUGCUGAUGAAGAUAAAUCGGAAAAGGAAGAUAAAGAAAAAGAGGAAGAAAAACCAAAACCCGAACCUGUAUAUAUAGAAGUAGAAGAAUACUUGGUCAAAUAUCGCAACUUUUCCUAUCUGCAUUGUGAGUGGCGCACCGAAGAAGAGCUGCUGAAGGGAGAUCGUCGUGUCUGUGCCAAAAUACGACGUUUCCAACAGAAACAGGCCCAACAGAUGAGUUUCGAAACCCUCGAUGAGGAAUAUUUCAAUCCAGAUUUUGUUGAGGUGGAUCGUGUCUUGGACAUGUCGGUGCAUACCGAUGAACAAACCGGUGAGACGACCAAACAUUAUUUGGUCAAAUGGAAGUCUUUGCCCUAUGAAGAUUGUACAUGGGAACUGGAGGAGGAUGUGGACGAAGAGAAGAUUGAACAAUAUCUACGUUUCAAUAAGAUACCACCACGUUCCGAGUGGAAGGGUAAGCGUCGUCCGACACCGGAUUUGUGGAAGAAAUUGGAGAAGACACCCGUCUACAAGGGUGGCAACACCUUGAGACCCUAUCAAUUGGAGGGUCUCAAUUGGUUGAAAUUCUCUUGGUAUAAUUCACACAACUGUAUUCUGGCCGAUGAAAUGGGUCUGGGGAAGACCAUACAAAGUUUGACCUUUGUCCAUUCCGUCUAUGAAUAUGGCAUAAGGGGGCCAUUCCUGGUAAUUGCUCCCCUCUCCACAAUACCCAAUUGGCAGCGUGAAUUUGAAAGUUGGACAGACAUGAAUAUUGUGGUCUACCAUGGUUCGGUGACCAGUAAACAAAUGAUACAGGACUAUGAGUUCUUUUACAAAACGGAAUCCGGCAAAAUGCUGAAGGAACCGGUUAAAUUUAAUGUCCUAAUUACCACCUUCGAAAUGAUUGUUACCGAUCACAUGGAUUUGAAACCUUUCAAUUGGCGUCUGUGUGUCAUCGACGAGGCUCAUCGUUUGAAGAAUCGCAACUGUAAACUAUUGGAUGGUUUGCGUCAACUGAACUUGGAACACAGGGUGCUGUUGUCCGGUACACCUUUACAAAACAAUAUGGGUGAAUUGUUUUCACUGCUCAACUUUUUGGAACCCAGUCAAUUCUCGUCGGCCGAAGAAUUCAUGUCAGAAUUUGGCAGCCUGCGUACCGAAGAGGAGGUCAAUAAAUUGCAGGCUCUGCUCAAACCCAUGAUGUUGCGCCGUUUGAAGGAUGAUGUGGAGAAAUCUUUGGCACCCAAAGAGGAGACAAUUAUCGAAGUGGAACUGACCAAUAUCCAAAAGAAAUACUAUCGUGGUAUAUUGGAACAGAACUUUGCUUUCCUCAAGAAGGGCACCACCUCCGCCAACAUACCCAAUCUAAUGAACACCAUGAUGGAACUGCGUAAAUGUUGUAUCCAUCCAUAUCUGCUGAAUGGUGCCGAGGAACAAAUCCAGUACGACUAUCGUAAUCAACAUGGCGAAGACCAUGAAUCGUAUUACAAAAACAUCAUUCAAUCUUCGGGUAAAAUGGUGCUCAUCGACAAGCUAUUGCCCAAGUUAAAGGCAAAUGGCCACAGGGUUUUGAUCUUCUCCCAGAUGGUACGUUGCCUAGAUAUCUUGGAAGAUUAUCUAAUCUACCGUAAAUAUCCAUUUGAACGUAUCGAUGGUCGUAUACGUGGUAAUUUGCGUCAAGAGGCCAUUGAUAGGUAUUCCAAGCCUGGCUCAGAUCGUUUUGUUUUCCUGCUCUGUACCAAGGCUGGUGGUUUGGGUAUUAACUUAACAGCUGCCGACACUGUCAUCAUCUAUGAUUCCGAUUGGAAUCCCCAAAACGAUUUGCAGGCCCAGGCCAGAUGUCAUCGUAUUGGUCAACGGAAAAUGGUGAAAAUUUAUCGUCUACUCUGCCGCAACACCUACGAACGUGAAAUGUUCGAUAAGGCCUCUCUGAAACUAGGUCUCGACAAGGCUGUUCUACAGUCCAUGAAUACCCAGAAUUCCAAAGAUGGUAGCAACAAACAGCUCACGAAAAAGGAAAUUGAAGAUCUGCUCAAGAAGGGUGCCUAUGGCGCUGUCAUGGAUGACGACAAUGCGGGCGAUAAGUUCUGUGAAGAAGAUAUCGACUCAAUUUUGAAAAGACGUACCCAGGUUAUUACCAUGGAAUCGGAGAAGGGAUCCACAUUCUCAAAGGCCUCUUUCGCUGCAUCGGGUAAUCGUUCCGACAUCACAAUUGAUGAUCCUGAUUUCUGGACCAAAUGGGCUAAGAAAGCCGACAUCGAUCCCGAUGCCGUGGAACGUGAUGAAACAGAAGAUUUGGUUAUAUCCGAACCAAGACGUCGUACACAAAUUAAACGUUACGGCCAUGAGGAUGUUAUGGAAAUGAAUUCCGAGGAGUCAUCGAAUGAGAACAGCGAUGAAGAGGGUGGCAUUGGUAUACGUUCGACAAGGCGUUCACGCAAAGAGAAACGUGAACGUGGCCGCGAUAAGAAAGCCAAUGAGGAAUAUGUACCCAGGGAGCGGGAUGCUUUAGCCGCGCUGGGUUUGGAUGAGAUCCAAUAUGGUAAUUGGGCCAAAUCGGAGUGUUUCAAGGUCGAAAAGGGUCUGCUGUCAUUUGGCUGGGGCCGUUGGCCAGAAAUCUUGGAAUUGGGACAAUUCAAACGUGGAUGGCGGGACAUUAACGUUGAGGAGUGUUCACGUAUAAUUCUAUUGUACUGCCUGCAAGUCUACAAGGGCGAUGAGAAGAUCAAAACCUUCAUCUGGGAUCUGAUAACACCCUCCGAGGAUGGUGAGGUGACAAAAAUCAGCAGGGAUCAUAGUGGCCUCCAUAAUCUGGUGCCACGAGGACGUAAUGGUGGUAAAACGCAAAAGGAUGGUGAGACUGCUACUACGGCUAGUGGUGGUACAACACCAACGCCCACGGAUUCAGCUACGGCUCCGCCAACUCCCGAAAGCACAGGUGGUGGUGAGGGCAGCACAACAGCAACAGCUGCCGCCAAACCACCCAAGAAAGAGCUCGGCACCCAUGGUCUACAGAAUAUACAGGACCCCAGUCAUUGGAGCAAACAGGAGAAAUAUGAUGCUGAUUCCUAUCUAGAGGGGGCAUAUAAAAAACAUUUAAGCAGACACGCGAAUAAAGUUUUAUUGCGCGUCCGUAUGCUGUAUUAUAUACAACACGAGGUGAUUGGAGAUUUGGUGCAACAGAUUAAGGAUAAUACACCUGUCAGCGAGUUGCCAAUACGCCCGCCAACCAUGGCUGAAGCGGUGCCGGCCUCUUGGUGGAAUCCUCCCUGCUGCGACAAGAGUCUUUUGGUGGGCACCUUUAAACACGGCUGUGAAAUGUAUCGUAUAAUGCGUUCCGAUCCUGCCCUAUGUUUUGCCGGUCAUGUUGGAGCCACAGCCACAGAGGAGACAACCGUAGCCAAUUUGCCUGUCGCUGAAGAAGACGCCAACUCAAAACAAGAUGCCGACAAUGAAGAAGUCGACGAUGAUGGCACUGCCACCAAAGACUCUGAUUCCACCAAGUUGACUACGGGCGACAAAGAUAAAGAUUCUUUAGAUCCACCCGAACGUCCCAGCUCUUCGGGUAAGAAUAAAAAAUUGGCCAAAAAAGCAACCGCAGAUGCAACAGUUAAAGUGGCUGAUAAUGAGAAUGGCAAAGCUGUUGAAAGUGCCACUGGUGGCGGCGGCGAAGAGGAGGAGAGUAAACCAAUCGCCGAAACAACGACGCCACCUACAGUUGUUGGUAAAAAACGUAAACGUUCCAAGUUAGCCGAAGAAGAAACAUCAGCUGAGAAGGAUGAAAAUGACAAAUCAUCCUCGUCGGCAACGGAUAAUGAUGGCAAUCCUUUGGAUAAAAAUGAAGCCGAUACAAAAUCAGAUAAAGAUACAAGCGAUGUUGAGGAAAUGGAAACAGAAACAGCUGAAGCAUGCAGUAGCAGUAGUGCCAGCAGCGCCAGCAAUGAUAAAUCAUCAUCAGCCGAGGCUGUUGGGGCUGCGGAUAGCAGUGAUACAGCUACUGCUGCUGCCGCUACAACUGCCAAUGAUUCCAAUUCCAUGGAUGUUAGUGUAUCGGAAUCUGAACCAACAACUGUUGCUGGCGCCACAGGUGAUGAGGUUAAUUCUUCAGCAGACGCUGCUGCCAGUAGUACAACAAAAACAACAGCUGAGACCACAACCCCGCCGUCAACUACUGAAACUGUUGACGUUGAGGAAGCUGCUCCAAAUUCGGCCACAACAGAGGCCAAAAAUACAUGUACUACCACCACCAUCACCUCAACUACCACCACCACUACUACUACCAAUAUAUCUACUACCACAUCUACAUCAUCCACUACCACCACCACCUCAUCAUCAACAACAAGCUCGACAGAGCAAACGCAAAAUGAUACUGUUAAUACAACUACUACAACAAACCCAAACAACCCAUGUUUAGGCAUAGAUGAGGAGGAGAGUGGUGCCGGUUCAUAUCCACCCACACAAGCGCCGGUCGAUGAUAAUUCGGCAACAAUGUGGCCCUCAAUGCAGGAUCUAAAUACACGUCUGCGACGUGUUAUAACUGCCUAUCAAAGGAAUUACAAAAAAGAAGAAUUGAAACAACAACAAAAGGCCAAGCUACAGGCAUUGGUUUCGUCAACGCCACCACUGUCGGUGCCGACAACACCCACCUUACAAUCGAUACAAUUACAAAUGCAAAAUGCUGCUGCUGGUGGUGUUGGAUCGGCAACAGGAACAGGUGCAGGAGGUGUUAACGCAAUUGGAGGUGGUGGAGCCACAACACCCCAGGAUCCUGGUAGUCGAAGUCUACAAUCGUUGAUACAAGGCAACAAUAGUACAUUGUCAACGGGACCAAGUACUUCAGCGGCUGCUGCGGCAGCAGCACAAAAUGCCGCUGCUGCACAGAAUAUAACACUACAACAACAGUUGCAACAGCAAUCAGUUAUGCAACAGCAACAACAGCAACAAUCACUACAACAACAGCAACAGACUUUGCAACAACAGCAACAGUCUUUGCACCAACAACAACAUCAGCAGCAACAACAACAACAGCAGCAGCAACAGGGCAACAGUGUUGCUUCGGCUGCCAUAGCUGCCCUAACCUCAACACCCAUGCCAACCGCCGCAGAUAUUAGCCUAAUGCUGAACAUUCUCAACACAACCGAUGUCAGUCAGUUGGCUAAUUUGGACAUCAAUAAACUGGCCAUGUACUUGGUUAGUAUGAACAAUAAAAUGGAACGUCAAGGCAAAAUGGAAAUGGUUGCCAAAGAGCGUGAAAUGCAACGCUUGCAGUGUAUUCCAAAGAAAUGGAAUCGCCGUGAGGAGUAUGAAUUUUUACGUGUCCUUACCGGCUAUGGUAUUGAUUUUCUACCACCCACCGCUCUGGCGCCGGGAACCACCAACACCCCCACAAGUCUCAUGCCCGAUUGGACCAAAUUCAAACAGAUGGCCCAUUUGGAGCGAAAGAGUGAUGAAACAAUGAGUGAUUAUUACAAGGUAUUCAUUACAAUGUGUAAACGUCAAGCGGGCGUUAAGCUAAACGACAAUGAGAAGGGUCUAGAGGGCAUUAUCGAAGAUAUAAGUGAAGAUCAUGCCAAAUUAAUAUUGGAUCGUUUGGAGUUACUUUCGAAGUUGAGAGAAAUUGCCAAACAUCCGCAAUUGGAAGAACGCCUUAAAUUGUGUAUGGUUAAUGCCGAUACCCCCGAUUGGUGGGAGCCCGGAAAACAUGACAAAGAAUUGAUGGCUGCCGUUCUCAAACAUGGCCUAUAUCGUUCGGAGACUUUUAUUUUCAAUGAUCACACAUUUUCCUUUGCCGAUUCGGAAAAACGUUUCAUACGUGAAUUGGAGGCUCAAAUUCAGCGUUCCAUUAAACUGGAGGCCAUGAAUGCCGAAAAAUUAUCCGUCAAGGAUGAAAUAAUUGAUCUGGAUGAUGAGUUGCUCACAAAGAGUAGCCUCAUUAAAAAGGAGAAUUAUUCGCCCGUGAAAAGUGAAGUUAAAAGUGAGCCCAAGGAUAUUAAAACGGAAGAUGCUGUCGUGGAGGAGUGUAAAAAGGAGACCUCCGCCAGCGAAGAAAAUAAAUCGGAAAAAUCCCAUGACUUGUCGGUGAAAAAGGUAGAGGAGGAAAUCGAAUGUCAAGACUUGACAAAAGACGAUGAUGAUGACGAUGAUUUGCCUUUGGCUUUGGAAAAAACCAAUGAUAAAGUCAAGGAGGACGAAAAGAAGGAUAGCAGCAGCUUGGUCACAGAGGCGGAAAAUGAAACACCAAAGAAGGAAGCUCAAGAUGAAGCUGAGGCCAUGGAUGCUGAAGAACAAGAUUUGUCCACACCUAAAAAGGAUACUAAAGAAUCUUUGGAAGAGAAAUCCAAGGAAGAAACGGAAGAAAAGUCUUUGGAUGAAAAGGACAAAGAGGAAACACCAUCAUCCAAAACGGAGGGAGAUAAGGAAGAAUCACCAGAAAAGAAAGAAGAUGGGGAAAAAGAAUCGAGUUCAGAAAACAAGGAACAAGACUCCAAAUUGGAUUCCUCACUAAAAGAAAAGGAAACCAAGGAUGAAGCAGAGAAAACAUCCGAGAAGAAAGAAAAAUCAGCGGAAAGUGCAAAGACGGCAUCUACACAAGAAGAUGAAAUCUUGGAUUUGGCCUCAGCCACAAGCGGUUCCAAUGAUCCCGAUGAUGAGGAAGUUAUGAAGGAGAAAGAAAAGGCCGUGGAAGAGGAAUGCAAUAAACAAGCGGCCGAAUUGAAGGCUCGUUUCCCCGACCUGGAAGUCAUACAACCAGGUGCCGCCAAGCAAAAGCUGGAGAAACCCAAACUGGAAAUGUGCAUGAUACGUUGGUUCAAAGAUUUUGCCUUGGAGCGACGCAUCUGCCACAUUGUCACCUGUGUUGAAACAGGAAAAUGGCCUGUGGACAAAAGCUACUCAGCAUUGGCUGGUUGUAAGGAUAUGGAUCUGAAGAUUGCCUUACACGAUGCCAUACCCCAUCUAAGUGUGGGCAUAGAGAAACGUUCUACCACACCAGAUGUUAUUACCAUUACCACUGACCAAGGGGUUACCAAACAUUUGCCCACAUCACAAGUGCAACAACAGGUUGCCACAGCUGCUGCGGCGGCGGCAGCAGCAACACCAGUGCCUCAAGUAUAUCCUCGGCAGCUGCGGCCGGCAGCAGCCGCUGGUCUUUCUGGUCUAGAUGCCAAUACCCUAAAUGCUGCCAUGGCAGCAGCUGUUGCUGCAGCCGGUGGAAAUGCCAGUGCAUUAAGUGCUCUACUGCCGGGAAUGUCAUUGACAGCCUUGUCUGGUCUCACCAUACCCAAUUCCAGUGUUGGUAAUUCGGGAUCAGCAUCCACAGCGAACACCACCAGCACAACAAAUUCGGGCAAGAAACGUAAACGUCACAUUGCCAUCGAUGUGGAAACCGAGAGAGCCAAGCUGCAUGCCUUAUUAAAUAGUUCUCAGUCGUCUGCUAAAGACUGGGAAACCGAAAUAGCAAAUAUGGCGGCUGCUGCAUCGGGAGCUGGGACCACGAUUGGUUCUUCAAGGCGUUCAUCAUCUGCUGCCUCGCCGGCUUCUAAUUCUUCACUGGCCUCUGCCUUGCAACCACCACCGGCCCAUCAACAUGCUCCCUUGAGUCGUCAAACAUCGGGACAAUUCAAUAAACCUGCCGUACCACCACUCAAGACUCCGCCACCUUCUUCGAUGGGCGGUGCCAUGGAUUUGUCAUCGAGCUUGCCCAAAAUGAACAUGGCUGAUAUCAUGAAAUCCGCCUCAGCUGGAGCAAUUGAUUUGAGUGAAGUACAAGAUUUUUCAAUGGGUUCCAAGAAAUCCUCAUCGAACUCACAAUCCUCGGCAUCAAGCAUUCAUGCAGCCCUGAGUUCUGCAUUCCCCUCAAUGGCCAGCAAAGGUGGUGGCAAAUUAGAUGAUACCCUCAAUAAGCUGAUGAAAAAGAACAAUUGUACCAUUGAAGAACCCGUUGUGGGCAAGGAAAAGAAACGCAAGAAAUUGGAUGAAAUAGUUUUGGGUCUAUCUGCGGCAAAGGAACAAAAGACUUUCCCUGACCCAUCACUGCCCUCAUCGAAGAAACCACAAAUACCACCCAGCGUAUCGGUGACACCGGCCAAUGCCGCCUCUGCCAUGUCUUCGCAACAGCAACAAAAUCAAAAACCAUUUACAAUCACUGUUACGACAGUGCCCGGAAAAGGAAAAGGCAGUUCUCAAUCCUCUGGAGGCCAAUCAUCUUCGGGAGGUUCAUCUAGUUCCGGACUAUCGGCUCUACAAAAUAUGGCUGGCAUGGGUAGUCUUUCGGCCAAAGAUAGUUUGAAUGCCUUAUUGGCCCAGACCAUGGCCACAGAUCCGCAAACCUUUAUCAAACAACAACAGAAAAUGAUGCAAUGCCUACCAGCCGCUCAGCGUAAAUUGUAUGAAUCGAUGUUGGCUGAAAUGGAGCAGACCAUGAAAAUGAACGCCAAAUACGGUGGUCCAAUGGACACAAAGGUAGACAAAUGGCUGACGGACAUGGGUGCACCCUCCAUGGAUUAUACAGGUGGCAGUGGUAGCAGUAAUCCCUCGACCUCAUCCAGCGGCCGAAGAUCGAAUCGUCAAUCUUCAACGCCAUCCCAGCAAUCUCUAUCUGCUUCACAAAUGUCAUCUUCCAAAUCAUCUGCCUCCCAGUCACACAGUCAAUCCUCAAGUGUUCAACAACACCAGCAACAACAAUCAAUGGGUGGUCCACCACCUGGUUUGACCGGCGAUGAGCCAGUUCCUGUGAUCAAUAAACAAACCGGCAAACGAUUGUCGGGCAACAAAGCCCCGCAAUUAAAGAGAUUGAUGCAAUGGCUAACGGAAAAUCCCAACUAUGAAGUGGAUCCCAAAUGGUUAGAGCAAAUGCAAAAUCCCAUGUCUGCACCCUCACCUAAACCAAUGGAGUCCAGUUAUUCGACAUCAAGCAAGAGCCACACUGGCCGACCAUCCUCAACAUCGAGCAAUGCUUCUUCCAACAGUCAUUCCAAUAGCCAACAACAAUCCCAAUCGACGCCCACAUCGAGCUCAUCGAAAAAGUCCUCAAGGCAAAGUGCCAUGGACCAGGCGAAUGCUGCUGCCAUGCAACAAUUUGGAUCGUUGGCUGGCUUGAAUCCUAAUCUCUUGGCCAGUUUGCCAGGUUUGGGUUCCUUUGAUCCCAAAAAUCCAUUGGCUGCUUUUGAUCCCAAAAACCCCUUGCUCUCCAUGCCUUUUGCCGGCAUGCCAGGUAUGGGUAACAUCCCGGGCUUGGGUAAUCUCAACAACAUGAAUUUGUUUGCCAGUCUGGCUGGCAUGGGUGGUUUGGGAAAUUUGGCUAGCAUGGAUGCUCAAUCAUUGGCCACUUUGAUGGCCGCAGCUGGACCUGCACUGAGUGGCUUAGGAGGUAUGCCAGGUUCCUCAUCGUCGUCAAGCGGCGGCGGUGGUGGUUCUUCAAGUAAGAAUUCUGGACAAGGAUCAGGCUCUUCAAAUUCGAAUAAGAAACCCACAAAAGCUGAGUUGUUGCAGCAAAAUGCCGCCGCAGCAGCUGUGGCUGCAGCUGCCUUAGGAGCCUCGGCUUUAUCUACUGGCAAUUCCGGUUCUGGAUCGAACUCGAAAAAUUCCGGACCAAGUGCUUCACAACUGGCGGCCGGUUUUCCAUUCCUUUUCGGCAAUCCAUCUCUGCUGUAUCCGCCCAUGGGUAUGAGUGGCUUAAAUCCAUACUCGUUGGGCUCUGCUGGCUUGGGUUCAUCGGGUUUGGGUGCUGCCUACGACCAAUUGGCACAGCAGUAUCUUAUGAAUGGAGCCUCUUCAGCCGGCUCCACUUCCACCACCCAAACCAAGGCUCACCAAUCACAGUCCUCGAAAUCCUCCAAUUCCAGAUCAUCUUCGUCGUCUUCUAAUGCUGCAUCAUCGGCGGCCCAAGCUGCAAAUCUUAUGAAUGCCAUGGCUGCCAGUAUGGCAGGGUCUUCAAAUACCGGAUCCAAUAGCUCGCAGAGUAGUUCUCGUGGUCGUCAAUCAUCGGCCAGCAGAGCUGCAGCGCAAGCAUCCGCUGAAAUGGCUCAGUUGUCUAAUCUUCUUAUGCCACCCGCUGAUGCCCAGCUAUUGGAACAAUUCUCACGUAUGGCUAAUAUGGAUUUGGCUCAAGCCACACGUCUAAUGAAUUCUCUGGGUAUGCCACCCAUUUCGGGAGCCAGUACAUCAUCCUCAUCCACCGUAAGUGAUAAACGGUCGUCCUCGUCCAGUUCUUCGGCCAAUGCUGCAGCUGUAGCUGCCCAGCAGGCCGCCAAGGAACAACAGAAACUAAUGGAGGCCUUGGCUCGAGGUCAAUUGCCCACAGAUUUGGCAACGCUGCAGGCCUUGUCACAGGGAAAACUUCCACCCUCCAUGACAGGUGGCGGUGGUUCUUCGGGUUCCUCAUCCAAUGCAAAUUCAUCUUCCAACAAUUCAUCUUCGAGUAAGAGUGCGAAAUCAGCUGCUGCCGCGGCAGCCGCUGCUGCUGCAGCUUCUCUGCCACAAAUACCUGGCAUGCCUGCUGACUUUAGUCAGGCAUUCCUGGCUGAAAUGGCAGCCCAGGCUAUGGCUGCUGCUGGAGGUCCAUUACCCCUAACCGGUCCCGGUUCCUUGGCCAGUUUAACGGGCAGUUUGGCCGGUCUGACGGGAGGUUCAUCCACACAAUCAACAUCAUCUUCAGCGACUUCGUCGUCCUCAUCAAAGAGACAAAGGGAACACGAUGCACUUUCCAAAGAUGCCUUCCAGAAACAAAUGGACUACUAUACCAAAACAUUGGGCCUAGGCUCAGGUAUAUCACUCAUACCUACAUCGGCGUCAUCAUCUGGACCUUCGUAUGGUGAUGAUCACCACACGACCACCAAGUCAAAGAGGCAAAGAACUGAGACAUCAACGUCAUCACUGAAGGACGAUUUGAAUGCCGCCGCUGCUUUGGCUGCUGCAGGUUUUCCAAUGAAUUUGGGUGGCGGAAUGACGAGCAUAGAAAAGAGUAUACGUGGCGGAAGUAGUAGUGGUAUGGGAGGUGGCGGAUCGGGCGGUGGUUCCUCUUCGGCAUCGUCGGGAUCCUCAGCUCAGCCAGAGGCAGAUAAGGUCACACUAACACCUCUGAAUUCGGCUGGUAUUGCGGCCAAUUUACCUUCACAGACCACCAUUACCAUUGCCCCACCAAUUAGUUCCGGAGCCAGCUCCAGUAGUGAGCGGUCUGAGCGAAGUGAGUCUAGAAUUUCCCUGACCAUAACUAAUGCAGCUGAGGCUGCCAAAAUGCCACCUCCCUACGAAGAAGCCGACGAACUGAUAAUACAACCAAUACUCAAAAAGCCGACACAACAGCAACCAAGUCCAUCUGCCAAUUCGUCGUCAUCGUCGCACAGCAAUUCUCAAGCGCCUCCACCACCACCAUCCUCUCAAACACCCACCUCCCAGGCCAACUCAGCGGCCAGCUCAAUGCAUGGCGGCAGUGUGGAAGACUUGACACAUGAUUCGGCCAACAAUAGUGCAUCGUCGAAUAACGAAGAGACUCGCCGAUCUUCGGGCCGGCUAAAACGACCCAGAUCGGGUGCCGAUCAUUCGCUGAUAGCCGAACAACCGCCAGAGAAGAGACGUGAGUUACGCUCAACGCGUCACACACGUCAAUCGUCGUCGGGUAGUGCCGAUAAUUCCUUGAAUCUAUCGACGAACAGUGAAACGGACGAAAGGCCGGAAUGAGGUUUAAGGCGUUUAAGGAGCAAAUCUAUAAAUAAAUAGUAGAGAAGCAACACACACAAAUAAAAAAACAAUAGAGUGAAACCAACAAACCAUCAAACACUCGGAGCUAUAGAGCGAAUUAAGAAGAGGAGAAUAAAGAAAGAUAAAAAAAUAUUUAAUAGCAAGCGAAUAUUGUAAAUGAACAUUGCUAAAAAGAUAAAGUUUAAAUGUGAUUUGAAAGUUUUGAAAAGAGAUUCAAAAAAUGUAAAGUCGAAAGGUGGAAGAAAAAUAUGAAAUUUUAAAUUUUGCAAAUAACUGGCUUGGGAUAGUCGUCGUACAGAUUUAUAACCACCCGAAACCAAUAAAUUUCUUUCCGAAAUUUUCAAAACACAUUUGAACCGCACAUUAGAAAGAGAAGUGGAGCGCGUCAACUGCUGCUUAGUAGCAAAUAAUUAAACAAAAAAGAUAAAUUAUAAUAAUUAGUGUAGGAUAUAAUAUGAAACAGUAAGAAGAAGAGAGUUAGGAGAGUAUUUGAAAACUCUCCGCAGCAUCAAACACAACAGUAAACUGAUUAAAAGUGAGUUUAGUUUUAAAUUUAAGCUAUAAUAAAAAAUUAAAUAGUUAUUAAACAAUUGAGAGCAAAAAAGAAAAAAGUUUUAAAAUUUUUAUGCUAAAAUAGAAAAGAAAAGAGAAAACAACAAACAAAAAAUCAUAAAACAACAAAAAAAAAGAUUCUUUUUUAAUUUUGUAAAAUAUAAGCUUAAUUUUAGUUUUAUUUUUUAGUAAUUUUAUUCAUUUUUAAAGGACACACACACAAACCCGACUACAAAACAAACAAGCAAACUCCCUCUUCCCCCCAAGCCCUUAAAUAUAUUUUAGCAAUUUUUUUAGAUACUGGCAUAAAAACAAAGCAAAAAAAAACUACAAGUAAAGAAGGAACAGUAAAUUUUAAUUUAUCUAAGACAAUUUUCAAAAUUUUUCUCAAUUGAUUUUCGUGGUAAUUUCAAAAUUUAUUUCCCCAAUAUUUUAUGCAUUUUCAAGGACUAAACUUUGCAAUUUUCUUUAUUGCUGCUGUUUUAUAAAAAAAAGGAAAUGUAAAGUUUAACUCAUUGAAAAUGUACAAAAUAUUGGUUUAAAUAAUUUUUGAAAACAAAAACUACAUUGUUUUUAACUAUUGAGUUGUCGGAAAGUUAUGCAAAAGAAUAGAAACCUACAAUGGCAACAGUAACAUUCAUUAUCAAUGGCAUGUUGACAAAACCCAUUUUAUGCUGCUGUGGUUUUCUCCAAUAACAUCUUCCAACAUGCCAUGGAUAAGUGAAUGUUAUUGUUGUCCUUGUUGGUUGGUCAUUGUCAAUUGCAUGUUUUCUUUUCAUCUCAACUUCCCUUCUACAUAAAAUAAAAUAAAACAAAUUUUACUUAUAAUAACACUCAUAUAAAUAAUAUACAUAUUCUUUUAUUUUUUUUAAAUAAUAAUAAUAAUAAUAAUAAAUUGAUUAUACUAUUUCGUAUUUAUUCGAUUUCCACUUGUAAAAUUUAUCACAUCUAUAUAUAAAUAUAGUUUUUCGUAUAAAGUAAACAACCACAACAACAACAACAAAUAUAAUGUAACUAUAAUAAACAAAAAAAGAAAAACAAACAAAAAGCUUAUUUUCAUAUAUAACAAAUGAAAUGACAAAAAAAAAAACAAAACACAAAUUCUUCUUAUUUUUCCGAAAAAUCCAAGAAAAUAAAUUCUUACGUUUUUAUGUGGGGAAAAAGGGUAUGUACAUUUUUUCACAUGUGAAAUCAGCAUUUAAAUAAUAUUACUUCUUUGAUGGUGUUUUAGAUGAUUUAGAAAUGGGCUCAUUCUUUAGGGGUUUUCCAACAUAUAACUAGGAGCUGCAAAAAAACUCUUUUCAUUCAAUGGAACAGUUGCAAAUCAUUGUAAUGAAGGAGAUGUGCCUUGAUCUCAUUUAGAAUUGUGUGGAUUAGUUAAUAUUGGAAACAUGUUCUUUAAAAAAAUCAACGUUUCUUAAACCGAUGAUCCUUGAACAUUAUUCUUCAAAAAAUCCACCUUUCUUAAACUGAUGUUCUUUGAGAAAUAUUCUUUAAAAAUCCACGUUUCAUGAAAUAAUGACCAUUGAAAAAAAUAUCCUUUAAAAAAUCCUGAUGGUCUUUAAAAUAUAUUCGUUAAAAAAUCCACGCUUCAUGAACUAAUGGCCCUUGAAAAAAUAUCCUUCAAAAAUCCUGAUGGUCUUUGAAAGAUAUUCUUUAAAAAAUCCACGUUUCUUAAACCGAUGAUCCUUGAAAAAUAUUCUUCAAAAAAUCCAACUUGCUUAAACUGAUGUUCCUUGAAAAAUAUUCUUCAAAAAAUCCACCUUUCUUAAAUCGAUGAUCUUUGAAAAAUAUUCUUAAAAAAAUCCAACUUUCUUAAACUGAUGUUCCUUGAAAAUUAUUCUUCAAAAAUCCACGUUUCUUAAAAUGAUGGUCCUUGAAAAAUAUUCUUUAAAAAUCCACGUUUUAUGAACUAAUGGCCCUUGAAAAAAUAUCAUUCAAAAAAUCCUGAUUUUCUUUGAAAGAUAUUCUUUAAAAAAUCCACGUUUCAUGAACUAAUGGUCCUUGAAAAAAUAUUCCUCAAAAAAUCCUGAUGGUCCUUGAAAUAUAUUUUUUAAAAAAUCCACGUUUCUUAAGCUGAUGGUUCUUGAAAAAUAUUCUUCAAAAAAUCCACGUUCUACAAAAAAUCCUGUUGGUCCUCGAAAUAAAUUCUUUAAAAAAUCCACGUUCUACAAAAAAUCCUGUUGGUCCUUGAAAUAUAUUCUUUAAAAAAUACACGUUCCACAAAAAAUCCUGUUGGUCCUUGAAAUAUAUUCUUUAAAAAAUACACGUUCCACAAAAAAUCCUGUUGGUCCUUGAAAUAAAUUCUUUAAAAAAUCCACGUUUUACAAAAAAUCCUGUUGGUCCUUGAAAUAAAUUCUUUAAAAAAUCCACGUUCUACAAAAAAUCAUGUUGGUCCUUGAAAUAAAUUCUUAAAAAAAUCCAAGUUAUUCAAAAAAUCCUGAUGGUCCUUGAAUUAAAAAGAAAAUAUUCUGAGAAAUAUUCUCCAAUAAAUCUGGCACCUUUUUCACAAGGGGUAAAAAUUUUGAGGUCAACAUUUGGAAUAAUUAUAACGCAAGUCAAAAAAAAAAAAAAUACUAAUUAAAAAUGGGCAUAGGCUGAGGGUGGUACACAUUUGACGGCAAGCCCGACUGACACAAUUUUUAUACUCUAAGGGUAAGGGUAUUCUGUCUUUGUGCAUUUGAUUGUAACAGCGAAAUAUACCCAUAGUUACUUUUGAGGAUCUUCAUAGAAUCAAUUUCUGAGUCGAUUUAUGCAUGUCAGCCCGUCCGUCCUUCUGUCCAUGUAUUUUUGUGAACAAAAUACAAGUCGCAUUUAUUAUCCGAUUGAGAUGAAAUUUUCCGAACAAUUUUUUUUGUCCCAAGUACGAUCCCUAUUGAAAUUGGUGAGAAUCGGUGCAAAUUCAUAUCUUCGUCCACUUUCGGGUUGAUUGUGCACCAAAUGAGUAAUAUCAGUCUAAAUGAACUGACCGACUGAAUUCAUACUAGAAACAAGUGCCCCAAAUUUGGUGAAAAUCGGUUCAUAUAUAGCUAUAGCUCCCCUAUAUAUGUUUCAUCCGAUUUGAGGGUUUAGAUCCUUCACAUGCGUGAUAUGCAAACCACAGCAUUGAUCUUUGGUACCAGAUAUCAGAUGUAGCUCAGAAAUACCUCUGCCCAAUGUUAUCGAGAUCGGAUCGGAUUUGGUUGUAGCUCCCAUAUAUACCUUUAUAAGAUUUCAGGUUUAUUGUGCAUCAAAUGGCUAAUACCAGCCCAAAUGAACUGAAUAUUGACACACCCGACUGAAUUCGUCCCAGAAAUAGCUGUUCCAAAUUUUAUCAAGAUCGGUUCAGAUAUUUGGAUAUAGCUCCAAUGUAUAUCGUUAUUCGAUAUAUGGUUUAUUGUGCACCAAAUGGCUAAUAUCAGUCCAGAUUACCUGUAUUUUAGCACUGAAUUCAUCCUAGAAACAAAGACUUUAAAUUUGGUAAAAAUCGGUUCAGAUAUAGCUAUAGCUCCCAUAUAUAUUUUUCAUCCGAUUUGGGGUCCCUCACAUGCGUAAUAUGCACUACUCAACAUUGAUCUUUGGUCCCAGAGAUCAGAUUCAGCUCAGAAACACUUCUGUCAAAUUUUAUCGAGAUCGGAUCAGAUUUGGAUAUAGGGCCCAUAUAUACCUUUAUGCGAUUUCGUGUAAUUGUGCACCAAAUGGCUAAUGAAUUCAUUCUCGAAACAAUUACUUCAAAUUUGGUAAAAAUCGGUUCAGAUAAGGCUAUGGCUCACAUGUAUUUGUUUCAUCCGAUUUGGGGGUUUAAGUCCUUCACAACAAGGUUAUUUGAUACCGGACUUCAGAUACAGCUCGAAAAUAUCUCUGCCAAAUGUUAUCGAGAUCGGUACCUUCGAUAUAUAUCUUCAUCCGAUUUUGCGGUUAUUGUCCACAAUAUAUGUAAUAUCAGCCCAAAUUGGAUAUUUUUUUUUAAUUUUCAACCGAAUUUUGUCAUUUGGUGAAACUCGGUCCGGUAUAUCCAUUGCUCCAAUAAAUAUUUUUUAAUACAGUUCUCAUUAAAAGGUCAUAUCAUUCACAUAAAUUUCCAAUAAAAACUUUUUUACGGGAGCUCUACUAAAUACGCAUAGUGGUUGGUGUAGGGUAUC